AUGCAAACGAUCCGUAAUAGCCAGUGGUGCACACCGAAAAUGCACAUAGAAAAUGUUCUACGAGCGUCAUGUAUCAUUUGGGUUUCUGUCAGCUCGAACAUUAUAAUGACCGCCACGACCGAGGAGUCCGAUGCCUUGCAACCGUACUUUGACUUUGACGUGCCGCGCAAUCUCACCGUAACCGUGGGCCAGACCGGUUUCCUGCACUGCCGGGUGGAGCGUCUAGGCGAUCAGGAUGUUGCGUGGAUACGACAGCGUGAUCUGCAUAUACUUACGAUGGGAUCAUCCACCUACACCUCGGACCAACGAUUUCAGGUGAUCCGGCCGGAAGGUUCCGUCAACUGGACGCUGCAAAUAAAAUAUCCCCAGACACGUGAUUCGGGCGUGUACGAGUGCCAAAUCAACACCGAACCGAAAAUGUCUCUGUCAUAUGUGUUGAAUGUAAUUGAGCUUCGCGCACGGAUACUGGGACCGUCGGAUAUAUUCGUCAAGUCUGGCAGCGAAAUAACGAUGGUUUGCAUCAUCCAGCAGGGACCACACGAGCUGGGCACGGUGUUCUGGUACAAGGGCAACACGCUCGUGGAACCGGUCGCACAGGAAAACGAUAUACAUUCGGGCGAUCGUGGACGGAUCACCAUUGAAACAGAUUGGACAGAUGCCCUGACAUCUAGAUUAAAGAUAAAACGGGCCGUGCAGGGCGAUACCGGAAACUACACCUGUGUACCGACGAUGGCCCGCUCUGCAAGCGUCUAUGCACAUGUAAUUAGUGGCGAACAUCCAGCGGCAAUGCAGCACAAUGGAGCCCCAACCGUUAGCCGGUCACCAGCAUGGCGCAGCAUGUGCAUGCUAUUAUUGUUGCACCUGGCCACUCUGCUGUACCUGCUGCUGGGCGACCGGUGUACCGAUCGGGCCGGUGGGCAGAACAUCAACCUGUGGCGACCGACGACCCAUCGUUGGGCCCGCGGCAAAUGCUCACCUGCGGCAGCACACCGGUCCGGUGCGAUCGUGUUACCAACCCAUCCCAGCUAG
This is a messenger RNA of Anopheles marshallii, 1029 nucleotides long. Its product is annotated as zwei Ig domain protein zig-8-like. Lineage: Eukaryota; Metazoa; Arthropoda; Insecta; Diptera; Culicidae. The record is from RefSeq and is a predicted model, not a curated record. The transcript has 8 exons. The coding region runs from base 1 to 1029 and encodes 342 amino acids. Gene Ontology annotation, biological process: synapse organization. Gene Ontology annotation, cellular component: neuron projection membrane.